Monomorium pharaonis (pharaoh ant) is the source of this 5841-nucleotide messenger RNA. RefSeq lists its product as uncharacterized. The coding region runs from base 618 to 5405 and encodes 1595 amino acids. The record is from RefSeq and is a predicted model, not a curated record. The transcript has 8 exons. Lineage: Eukaryota; Metazoa; Arthropoda; Insecta; Hymenoptera; Formicidae.
AAUAGUUGGAAUGCGUCAAUGGUUUGCCGGGCGCAUUCGGGCAACUUCAUGCGUAGCGGCCUGUAAAGUGCGCCAGCGCGCGGGGCAGGGCGGGCAACCGAAUAUUCCGUAUUCGUGUGGAUGUACACGCAUACGUCGUCGACGAGUCGCAAUCGAGCGUAGCCGAGCCUGCGAUCUGCGAUAGCCAGUGUACGUUAAAAUUAACGAUAAGACCGUGCGCCUCUGCUUCGCGGAAGCUGUGGAAGGAUCGCGUAUCGUUCGUCUCGCGCACGAUAAUCGAAUUCGAGCCUCGAGGGGGGUGCGUCAGCGAUACGGGAUCGCGCGGCGUUCGGGUUGACGUCCGCGGCUGCUCCUGGCACGUUCCCUUGUAAACAUGGUGUUUGGACCCGUCGAUCGCGAGAUAAUUGUUUUUUUCCGCAAGAUCGACGGUUAGGCCCCGCGCGGGCGCGGAUUUUGCGGGUAACGCGCGCGAGGUCACGCAGCCGCCUGUCCUUCCCCGAGAAGACCGGCGUGUAUCAUGUGAUUCUCGCUGGAAUACAACAAGUAUGGAUGCAUCUCUGUUGCACGGAAACUAUACGAUUUAGUGACAAAAGUUUGGGACAUCUUGGUAUUUUAUCAUGGAACAAUCGGCAUCUCCACAAGUUGCAGUAGCAGUGGAAGGGAUCCAGACGAGUGUUGAGGCGCAAGCAACUCCAAUUGAACGAGAUGUAAAGGCCAAUGUUACAGGAAGUAGCCAAGAUUUGCCAAAGCCAUGCGAGUUACCAGAGUCAGAGUCUGUAUUAUCGGUAGACAAUACUGAUAUCCAUGUAGAAGUUAAGUCAGAAGAUUACGAGGCGACAAGUCACGGUGAGGUAUCCACUAAGGAAAUUUACGACAGUUCAAAUAACCAAUUGGAAUUGGAGUCGAGGGAAUCAGAGAUUUAUAAAUCAGAAGAACAGGAAGGAAUCGAGAACUAUGAGACGGCAGAUAAGGUAAAUUCGAAUUAUAGGUCACAGGACUUGCCCAACGAGGAAGACCAAAGCCUAAAUGUGAUAGCUAAAUCUGAAACGAUAAAAGGAGACAAGGAGGAAACAGUGGGUAGUCUAGAAAAUGAUUGUAAUAUAAUAGGGAACGUGAAACAAUCCGAUAGCGUAGAUAAGCAGAGUGUAAAACUAGAUGAGUCUAGACUUAACGAACAUGAGGGCCAUACUCAUGACUCAUACGAGUUGGUUGAAGAAACAAUCAAGGAAAUACAUAAUGAUGAUAGUAAUCAGAAUAACUCGAUAGUAUCUAAUGCCGAACUGACCAAGUUAGUACAAGAACCAAAAGAGGCAGAGGUAGUCUUGUUGGUAAAGACUGUACCAGACGCGACUGACGCAGCAGCGGACAAUUUUAUUGUUAGUCUACAAGAGGACACUAAUAAAGAGUGCAAUCAGAAAAAUAUUAUCUUGCGGGAGAAAGAAAUUGUGGAAACUGAACAUGGGAACAAUCAGAUUGAUCUAAUUGACUACCAUCAAGAAAGUCACAGUACUAUAAUAGAAGUAACGGAAGUUAUAGACACUCCACUCGAACAAUAUAAACAAAAUAAUAUGGAUUAUGUAGAUGGUAAUAAGUGCGAUACCAAAUUCGUAAAACUAAUUGAUGGGAAGAUUAUGAUUGACGAGACUGUAAAUGAUGAAUGUACUGAAGCAAAAACUGCUAACAGUAAAACUUCGAGUAGUUCUGAGAAAGAAGAUAAAGAUAUCACUAUUAUCAUAGAUGAGAAAAUCAUAAUUACCGAGGUUGAGUCAGAAAUGACAACAAAUCCACCAGAAAUCGAAAAUACUUAUAAUACCAUUGAGAGAACUGAGCAUGAACAAGAUGAUCCGCCUGCUCACAGGCCUGCAGUGGAUUCGUUGACAAAGAAAAGGAGCGUUAUUCAAGAUAUAUUUGACGAUUGGGGUGUCGAGAAUACGGACGAAGAUGUGCAAUCAACUUCAAAGGUGCAUGACUCUGUCGAGAUUGAAUUGAAAAGCCUGAUGGAUGAAACUAAGACAGAUCAGACUGUUUCGAAUGAAUCGGUCGUAACUCCUCAAGAAAAAGUCUCUUCCGCGAAUGAAGAAUACGAUGAGACACAUAACAUUGUAAAUACAAUCGAGAAACAUACAACGAAGCAGUCGAGUGAACGAUUGGAAAGUCAAAAGAAAAACGUACCGAUUAAUAAGGAUACAAUGUCAUUGAAUAAAAACGAAAAGAACUCUGUAUCAAUUGCAAGUAGGUCUUCACGAAGUAUGGAUACGCGUGCGGUUAACGCGUCGUCGCACGACAUUGCAGUUUCUAAAAGCCGUUCUCGGCAUUUAACCAGUCAGAUAGCGUCGCCAGCGGAAGUGACGGAGGUGUUGAAGGAACGUUUUCGCGAAAAGCAGAAGAACGUAGAUGCUCCACGUGGACCAGACAUAUUCUUUGUGAAAAAAUUAACGCAAAGACUGUCUAGCAAAUUGGCAGGUGGCACAGGAAAUUCGAUACCGAAACUUAUACCACUGCCACAACAAACCGCCUCUUCAAAUUUAUCUCCCUCUUCUGAAACCGUACCAGAUACCUGUGAUAAAAAAGCAGCGGCGGUGGUAAACAUGACAGCAGAAGCGGGGAAGGACAGUAAUUCUGACAACAAGGAAUUAUUAGCUAUUUUAGAAGGUGAUGCUGAUCCUGAUUGGUCCAUUUUAAAGCCACCAGUUCUCACGGAAGAAAACAAAACAUCGUCAAACACGGAACAAUCGGCACAAAACAAUCCACCAAAACUUGACCCGUUAGUUGAACGAGAAUUAGCACUAAAGCAGCUUCUUGAAUUGCCUAUAACACCAUCAAAGAAGAUUCCAUCGCGGAAAAAGAAAACAUUCCGCGCAGCACCCAGUAAAGCAUCAAAAGACGUAACUACUACUGUCGCGAAAAAUUCGCUUUCUACACAGCAAGAAGAAGAUAAUGUAGAUUUGGCGAGUGAAAACGCACAACCAAAUGCAAAAUCUGUCGAAUCUGUCGAAUCUGAUUUAUAUUCCUCACCUCGUGAAAAGAGCGGUCAAAAGAAUCAGGAGCCGAUAAAGACACGAAUAGAAGAAUCGAGAUCAGGCAGAAAGCGCAAGCCCACUGAAAAAGCGAGGGAGCAUGAACAAAAUACGAUAAUAAAACGGCAAAAGGUAUAUAGAGGUAAAGUUUCGGUAAAGAAACAAACGGAAGAAAACCCAGUUUCUGGUGGUAGCUCGACGAUUGGGAAUCACAUUGCGGCGAGUAACACGACGGCCGUUCAUACUGUAAAUAAUGAAAAAACCGUUGUGAAAGAAGUAACGGGUAAACAAUCCGAUAAGAUAGAUCUAAUUUCGAAUAAAAGCGAAAAUUCUUCCCUGAAACAGAAACCUAAUCUUGCUAAAAAAGGACCGAUCGCCAAAAGAAAAAUGGCAGUUAAGAGAUUGUUGCGUCAAAAAAUGUCAACUGAUAAGAAAUCAGCUCAGCUGCAAACCAAGUUGACUUCGUCGUCGAAGAAGGCUCCUCCGAAAACUGUCUCAAAAUCGCUAAAACGGACAGCGGAAGGUUCAGCCAGUGACGUGAAACCCAAAAAGAAGAUUAUAAAUGAGAUAGAUAGAUUAUUACAGGAUGAAGGUGUCGUCAAUUUACUAUAUGAUGUAGAACAGCCAGAUAGAAAACGCCUAGUUCCUAUCACGAAGUCACGAGCGAAGGUGAUGGACCUGCAGAAAGUGCAACGUGAACUUAAAAUCAGAAAGAAAUUGGUUCGCAAUGCCGUACUGCGAUUGCGUACGUCAAACGUCACAGGUGUCGCAAAGGUGUCACCGAGAUCAAAGAGAACAGCAAUCCAUCCGACUGACGCUCAAAUAGACAAAAAGAUAGUAGAGCAAGUUACGUCGUCGAAAACUCCGAACGCUGUUACCUCGUCCACGGAAUUUAUUCUUCCGGCAAAGAUUCGAAAUGCAGCCGACGCGUCCAUCAUCGUUAGGAGACACUCGUCUAGUUCAUUUUCGAGUGCGUCUGGAAGUCCCAGAGUUAGCGUUGAUUCAUUCGAAAAAUCUGUAGAGCCUUCCAAGUCGGAAGACGGAACAGUCCAUUCCUUGAGAUCUGCCAAAAAGAGACGAGAUUCACAAGAUGAGAAAAUGAAUAAUGCAAAAAAGAAGAAGAAAACAGUACAAAAGUCUGAUAUUGAUGUUACUGCUACUAGUAUCACCGCUAUCACAACUACCACAGCUAGCAUUACCGCCGCUAAUAAUGCGGAAGAAAAAGUUACUGUUGCGCGUCCCAGUAAAAAAUCGGAAAUCAAGAAAGUCGAAAACAUUCCCACAGUUGAAGACAAUGUUUCGAGUAAAGUCACAACUAGAUCAUCAAAUGGUGCAGUCACAGGAAAAGUAACAGCGAAGAGCAAAAAGUCUGUGAAAAGCAAAGUAACUUUUGCGAGAGCAAAUGAUCUCGAUAAUGCUGAGGAUUCUUUGAAAGAAGAGGAUGAAUUAUCUGCUUGUCUUGCCGAAGCAGUUACCGCUCUUUCAGUCGGUAAUGCUAGAAAUGUUGCGACCACACGAAAGAGCAAAGGUAAAGUAAAUACAAGUGCUAUAAAAACGUUGGAUUUAGAUAGCAAUAAAACGAAAAUGGAAAUACAAAGUCAAUUUAGCAAUAAGGAAAUAAACGUACGUCGACAUGGUAAUCUUGUGCAAUUAAUACUUACGCCAUCCUCUUCGACAAAAAUCAGAAAUGCUCUCACAUUACAAGUAAUGCAAGAAUUUAGAGAGGCUUUGUCAAUACUAAAAAGAGAUGACGAAUGUAGAGUAGUACUGUUGACAUCUACGGGCACAAGUUUUUGUGAGGGUCUUGAUCUUUCAACAUUAUUACAUGCAAAUAAAGAGGAACGACGAUCUAUCGCUCAGGAGUUGGCACAUGCUGUCAAGGAUUUUAUAAAAAGCCUGGCUACUUUCAAUAAACCUAUAGUUGCUGGUGUACAGGGUGCUGCAGUUGGACUCGGAGUGACGAUGUUGCCUCUUUUUGACCUUGUAAUUGCUAGUGAUAAGGCAACAUUUUGUACACCUUAUGGGAAAUUAGGACAAAUUGCCGAAGGUGCUGCUGUCUUCACCCUGUCACAUAUACUAGGCAGUGCAAUUACAAGCGAACUUCUUUUGGGUGGAAGGACUCUAACGGCAAGUGAAGCAUUAAGAGCCGGUCUCGUUACUCGAGUUUUAUGGCCUGAUCGGUUUCAAGUAGAAUUAUUACCAUCGUUGCGGGCUAUGAGUGAUCAGUCAUCUCAAUCCAUGGAAGCAACAAAGGCUUUGUUACGUCAUAGUCUGCGGAAAAAAUUAGAUGCUGCACUUGAAUCAGAAACAUAUUUGUUGAUUCAGCAUUGGUGCUCCGCGGAAUGCCAGACUGCUAUAAAAGCUUACAUUGAUGGAAAAAUACAAUAAACAAACGUGCAUAUACUACUAUUUAGUUGUGGCAAUCUGUAUUAAAAAUCGGAAGUGGUGAUUUGUGAAUAUUGAUGCAGAGACGACAACACAAAUUGUAUGGCAUAUAAAGUCUAAUAAUGUCAAACAAGUUUUGAUGUGACAUUCUAUGCACAUCAUGCAUGUUAUAAGAUAUAAUUUAGAUAUAAGACAAAUAUUAAGAAUUACUCAAAAAGAUGGACUAUUUUACUAUUAGAGUAUAUCAUUUAGGUAUAAAUUUAUUAUACAUAAAUAUAUAUGUAUAUAUGUGUGUAUAGAUAUAUAUACAGAUGCACAUAUAUAUAUGUAUAUAUACAUAUAUCCUACAUUAUGUUAUUAUUGUUAGAUUAAAAUAAAGAUACAUCCAUUGUAAGACUCUAAUUAUAUUUCUGAUACAUUAAAUUGUUUGCCAAAUUCA